AGAGAGAGAGAGAGAGAGAGAGAGAGAGAGAGAGAGAGAGAGAGAGAGAGACGCUGAGAGAGGGAGUUCCUCCAAACACAUGCUUUCUUUCUCUUGAAAUCCUGACGUUUCUGAAACUCUAGGUCAAGAAUUUCAGCUGCUCCCAGUCAGAGGUUCUCUUCUCCCAACGAUUGGUUCUAUCCUAUCAGAGCCAUGGCUUCAAAGAUUCUUGCCAACUUGAUCGUGAUGGGCUCUGGAAUAUUGGCAAGGGCUCUAGUUCAAGCAUACCGUCAAGCACUUGCAAAUGCAUCAAAAACUGGUGUUGCACAAGAAACAAUACAAAAUACAGUACACAGAGCAAGCAAAAUCAUGACCGAACAAGAAGCAAGGCAGAUUUUAGGGGUCACUGAGGCAUCAUCUUGGGAAGAAAUCGUGAAGAAAUAUGAUACGCUGUUUGAGAGGAAUGCCAAGAAUGGGAGUUUUUACCUUCAGUCAAAGGUUCACAAGGCUAAGGAAUGUUUAGAAGCUGCACACCAAGGGAAAGGACAGGGAACGGGUUGAAAAUCUGGAACCAAGCAAGACUAUCAACAUCUUUGAGUCUUUGGUUGCGGUGUUGUUGUUCAUGUCCCUUCAUGAUGAAAGGACUACCCAACCCCUCAAGCUCAUUUCUUCUUCUUCUUCUUCUUUUUCUUUUUUAAAUCUUCUUUGGCGAUUGGCGUUCCCUGGAUCAGAAAGGCUAUAAUUGCUAAUAUCCUGUCACAAAGAACAUGCAACUUGAAUACAUGACAUCAAGUGGGCGGGACUGAAUAACCAAGGCAGCAUUACAUGAUGCAGCUAAAUCCUUGAUUAGAGAUCUACUUUGUUUUGGAAAUUAUAUGUUUUGUUUAGAAUGAGUAUGCUAAUAAGAUGUGCUGCUUUUAGCAUUUGACAGUUAUAUGAGGACGUUGUGUCA
This is a messenger RNA of Magnolia sinica, 931 nucleotides long. Its product is annotated as mitochondrial import inner membrane translocase subunit PAM16 like 2-like. The coding region runs from base 193 to 540 and encodes 115 amino acids. The record is from RefSeq and is a predicted model, not a curated record. Gene Ontology annotation, cellular component: TIM23 mitochondrial import inner membrane translocase complex. Lineage: Eukaryota; Viridiplantae; Streptophyta; Magnoliopsida; Magnoliales; Magnoliaceae. The transcript is spliced from 5 exons. Gene Ontology annotation, biological process: protein import into mitochondrial matrix.